Molecule: messenger RNA, 1323 nt
Organism: Orussus abietinus
Lineage: Eukaryota; Metazoa; Arthropoda; Insecta; Hymenoptera; Orussidae
Product: polyadenylate-binding protein-interacting protein 2B-like
Exons: 3
Coding region: 148-630 (160 amino acids)
Biological process (GO): negative regulation of translational initiation
Cellular component (GO): cytoplasm
Molecular function (GO): mRNA regulatory element binding translation repressor activity
Source: RefSeq, a predicted model, not a curated record
GGGAUUUGUGGUAAAAGGUACGUGUGAAUUUCCCUUUAAGUUUUUUUCUUUGAGCGAAGGUACAACUGGUGGUGUAUGUGUGCAACGUAUUUCUACUAUUCAGUGGAGUAAUCUGAAAACUGUCCCAGGAUUGAGACCAAAAUUGAUAUGAAAAUGAAGAUCCCUAACAGUGGAUCAGGUAAUGGAUAUUACGGUCAUGAAAAUGGAGUAAUUUCGUAUCUCGAUAAUGUGGAAGCAGACACCGAUGUCCAAGCUGCUGGGGAUAAUGAUUUUUCAGAAUACAUGUGGAUGGAAAAUGAGGAGGAAUUUGAUAAACAGGUUCUCCAACAGCUUGAAGAGGAAGAGCUAAUGGAAGAGUGUUUAGAAGCAAUGCUAGAAGAAGAAAGGCAACACCAGAGAAAUCAAACAUCAACUGCUUGGUCGACGGCUACAACUGCUACUGACAGUAAUGGUACUGACCUUUGCCAACAACUGGGAGGCCUUCAAGUACAUGACGAUAUUGCUAAGCAGGUAAUAUUAUUAAUUAGACUAGCAGUAACCAGUAUUAGACUACAGUGGUUCAUGGUCAUUAUUCCUUGGUCAAGUGGCCAAAAUCAUAUGCUACAUUACAAUUUGUCAUUUAUGACAUGAAAAUGAGUCAUCACCUUGUGGCCUUUAUGAACUUGAUAAAAAUCAGUAUGCUGUUGAAAGGUGGGUGAAAUAAUACUUUUAAAUCUUAAUGUAUACAUGUUUAUUUGACGUUUUGAUGGUCCGAUAUAGAGUUUCAUUGCGAAUGUAAAUUCGAGAUUUAAGAUUUCAUACAAAUCAAUCUAUAAUAAACACGCAGUUAACAUGCACUAAUUAAUUGUACAGGGUAUAACAGAAUUAGUGGUCACUAUUUACGUACAGUUAUCUUUGUUGAAAAUGGAAUUAAAAAGUCUUGUAUAAUUUUGUUCCUAUGGUGCAUAGUUUUGCCAUUCAUUCAUUAAAAAUACUCAGUCAGGCGCGUCGAUUAGCGGAACGCGAAUCGGAGAGCACGUCGUGAGUUGUUUUGCACCUACGCCACAAACAUUUUCAAUUCAUUAAUAAAAUGUAAACUGCAUUGUAAGAAAAAAAAUUGUACAGGUCUUUUUGACUCUAUUUUCAAUAAGGAUAACGAUGUGUAAACCAGGUCGCUACGAAUUCUGUUACAUGCUGUCUAAUAAAAAUUCAAGGCUUGUCAUAAUACAGAGAAUUUUCACAGGAAUAACAAAUCGCUAUGACAUUCUGAAUGUAAAAUGUAUUAUUUUAUACUUUGUAUGUGUUCAAAUGUUUGAAUCAAAAUAAUUGUAAAUAUUUGAAUAA